Molecule: messenger RNA, 11468 nt
Organism: Alligator mississippiensis (American alligator)
Lineage: Eukaryota; Metazoa; Chordata; Crocodylia; Alligatoridae
Gene: RXRA
Product: retinoid X receptor alpha
Exons: 11
Coding region: 253-1713 (486 amino acids)
Biological process (GO): response to retinoic acid; retinoic acid receptor signaling pathway; negative regulation of transcription by RNA polymerase II
Cellular component (GO): RNA polymerase II transcription regulator complex; nucleus
Molecular function (GO): retinoic acid-responsive element binding; zinc ion binding; nuclear steroid receptor activity
Source: RefSeq, a predicted model, not a curated record
ACUUUAGUUACAUUGUUGGGCGAGUUUGAAACAACUCCCUCUGCCUUGGCCUUCCACGCAUUGUCACUGGAUUUUCUAGGCGCGUGUGUCCUGCUCUCUUCCCCCUUUGCCUUUUGCUUUCCAGCUCUUGCUUCUGAUCCUUUCUUCUUUUAUUUUUUCCUCUCUCUUUUUUUUUUUUGCUUUGAUUUCUCCCUCCCCCUUUUGGGCUUCCCCAUCGUCCCCCCAGCCUCUGGCAUGAGUUAAACACCAGCGAUGGACACCAAACAUUUCCUGCCACUGGAUUUCUCCAACCAAGUCAAUUCCACCUCCCUGAACUCCCCGACCAGCCGGGGGCCCAUGGCUGCACCUUCCCUCCAUCCAUCCAUCGGACCGGGGAUCGGCUCCCCGCUGGGCUCAGCGGGCCAGCUCCACUCCCCCAUUAGCACCCUCAGCUCCCCCAUCAAUGGCAUGGGCCCUCCUUUCUCCGUCAUCAGCUCCCCCAUGGGACCUCACUCUAUGUCAGUCCCCUCCACCCCCAACCUGGGGUUUGGAACCGGCAGCCCACAGCUCAAUUCUCCGAUGAACCCUGUCAGCAGCUCAGAAGACAUUAAACCGCCCUUGGGGCUCAAUGGGGUCCUUAAAGUGCCAGCACACCCCUCAGGAACCAUGGCCUCCUUCACCAAGCACAUAUGUGCCAUCUGCGGGGACCGAUCUUCAGGUAAACAUUACGGGGUGUACAGCUGCGAGGGCUGCAAAGGUUUCUUCAAGCGCACGGUGCGGAAAGACCUCACCUACACCUGCCGUGACAACAAGGACUGCCUGAUCGACAAGCGCCAGCGCAACCGCUGCCAGUACUGCCGCUAUCAGAAGUGUCUGGCCAUGGGCAUGAAGCGAGAAGGGAUGGAGCAUCAUCCAUCCCGGCCCACAAGACUUCUGGGAAGGCAGGAAGAACAAGCUGUGCAAGAGGAGAGGCAGAGGGGGAAAGAUCGAAAUGAGAACGAGGUGGAGUCGACAAGCAGCGCCAACGAGGACAUGCCCGUGGAGAAGAUCUUGGAAGCCGAACUGGCGGUGGAGCCAAAGACAGAGACGUACAUCGAAGCAAACAUGGGCUUGACCCCCAGCUCGCCCAACGACCCGGUAACCAACAUAUGCCAAGCAGCGGACAAACAGCUCUUCACCUUGGUGGAAUGGGCAAAGAGAAUCCCCCACUUCUCGGAGCUGCCGCUGGAUGACCAGGUCAUUUUGCUCAGAGCAGGCUGGAACGAACUGCUCAUCGCCUCCUUCUCCCACCGUUCGAUAGCUGUGAAAGACGGGAUCCUCCUAGCUACCGGCCUCCACGUCCAUCGGAACAGCGCGCACAGCGCAGGGGUCGGUGCCAUCUUUGACAGAGUACUGACAGAACUCGUGUCAAAAAUGCGGGACAUGCAGAUGGACAAGACAGAGCUGGGCUGCCUGCGGGCCAUCGUUCUCUUCAACCCAGAUUCAAAAGGUCUCUCCAACCCCGCCGAGGUGGAGGCCUUGCGUGAGAAGGUAUAUGCGUCGCUAGAGGCAUACUGCAAACACAAAUACCCUGACCAGCCUGGAAGGUUUGCAAAGCUCUUGCUCCGUCUCCCUGCCCUCCGAUCCAUCGGCCUGAAAUGCCUGGAGCACCUGUUCUUCUUCAAGCUAAUAGGAGAUACACCCAUCGACACCUUCUUGAUGGAAAUGCUGGAAGCGCCCCACCAAAUGACUUAAGAUAACCUCUUCUGGGUCCGUCCUUUCACCCAGCAGGGGCCUUCGCAGCCUCCUUCCGCCUCCACCUUUCCUCCUUCUCUUCCUCCUGCCCCCUAAUGCCAGAAACACUGUCUGCUCUUCUCCGUCUGACCCCGGGCAACACCCCGACGUCCUCGACCUUCUCGUCACGUGGAUCCUUGCUCAUCUUGUUGUCGCGGCGUCUAAGGAUAAGGAGGGCUCUUCUAAAAUGUUAGAUGUAGAGAAGCGGGGCAGAGUGUUUCAGAUGCCAGCGCUCCUCUCUCCCUGUCACCGACGGGCAUCAGCCCAAGCCGAAGGCCGGGGGUGACGUUCCCCUGCCCGUCCUUGAUGUUGGGUCUGGCUUCUCACCCUGGAGCCCAGCCGCUUGGUGGGAAGUGGAGAUGGUCUUGCUCAUAAGAGCGCUAGGCUGCUGGGGCUGGAUGAGCUCGGGGGAAUGGUUAAUUCUUGCUUGCUCGCAGCUGGAUAUUUUCAGAGGAUGGAGUUUUGGAAAGAGAAGAAAAAAAAAGAAAUCUAUUUUUUUGCUUUCUAACUGUUACUCUUCGUAUUCGCUUUUACUUCUCGAAAGGAGCGGGCCCCUGCUGUCCCCUGACCGAGUCACCUUGGCUCUGCACGGAGCCCUCUCCUUUUCAUUCAGAGCAGGGGAUGGCGGGAUGGAUUUCGCCUCCCUCUUCCACCUCGUUCCCCAAACGGAGAGAUGACCGGUCGCACUGAGAGACUGAGCCCCCCUCUGUGUGUGGAGGGCAGCGCAGGCGGCGGUCGCCCGAAUAGUCUUGCUUUCCUUCGGGGAAAAAGCGAUGGAGCAUCACAGAUUUUUUUUUUGCCCCCCCACCCCACCCCAAAGAUGACUCUUCUCUCCGUUCUGGAGCUCGCCAACCCAAACACAAGCCAACUGGAACGUGCAGGUCUGGAAGCGGUCGCUUUAAGGUUGCAAUCACUCAUAUCCCUCCCCUCCUUCCGGUUUGUCCCAGCCUCUCCCUUAGCACACGCGUGUACAACACGAGGUGCGUUGAACAUGGUGGAACGUGCACACACGUGUGCUUUCAGCUGGCCCUGCCAACUGGUGCAUGCUAACCUGGGUCAGCGGUUUCUUUUAAGGGCAGCUUUGCAUUGUAGGAGCAGGGGCUGGCUGCUCAGCGAGGCAUUUGUAGGCCUACAGCAGCUCGCACCCCAUCGGUGGGUCUCUCCAGAUUAGGGUGACCUCGGUUGUGACAGCCUGAACUCGCACCCCAUUGGUGGGUCUCUCUAGAUUAGGGUGGCCUGGGCCAUGACAGCUUGUGGAGCAAGGCUGCGAUCGACUGAGCCUGCGUUGUGCAUUCGUUGGUGGAAAAGAGAGGGUCACCCCUACCCCCAGAAUAUUCCCCCAUCUUCCCAAUGUAGAAACGAUGCAGCAUGAGGGUCCCAACAAGGAUCAGGAAAGCAGGAGGCUGCAUCAGCCAGCAGGGCCGUGUUGCAUUAAGAAAUGCUUGUUGCAUCUUAAAUUACCGAUGAAGAAUGGAGAUUGCAAAGCAGAAAUAACAGUGUUCAUACCCCCUGCCUUUUUUUUCCCCUCCCAGAGACUAUCAAACUGCUGUGCUAUAGCCAAGCGUGGUGCUUGCUUGCGAGCACCUCCUUUCUGGAGGGGUCGUCGUGCCGGGCCUUGGCCAGACCCAGGUAGGAGGGGGCACUGAAGGGACUGCUCUUUCCCUGUGGCUUUGGCUGCUGUUCUGUGUUCCUGUGGGAAUCCCGAAGAGCAAAAUUAAAAUGCACACGUUGCAGCUUGUUUCUCUAGGAAACCCGUGUUGGCUCCACCGAGGGGAGGCUACAGGGUUUCAGGAGCUUCCCUAUGAGCUUUGACUCGAGCAGCAAUGUUUUAUCCAUAAGAAAACCCCGGGCAGGAGCGUUCCCUCCGGUGUAUUCUCCAGGGCUGUGUCCAGACCCAUUUUAAAAUGACCCAAGCAACCGGCUCUCUAGUUGUUCCUGGAGAAGAAGGGAGGCUAUUUCACAGUCUGGUGAAUCUCAUGCUUAGGAAGUUUUCCAGCCCUUCAGCUUGACUCUCCCUCUGUUUAAUGUGCAGCCGAAGUUUCCACCGACUGGCUUGGGCUGCAGGAGCUGCUCUCACAUUUUUCUGGGGGGAGAGGCGGGAAGACGGUUUGUUUUGCUUUUACACACCGCUGCCUUUUGACUUCAUCCCGGUCCGCUUGCCAAAACACGGCACCCUGCACAUUUCCAGGAGCAUCUCGGGAGGGGGUUUCUCGGGGGACGGAGUCGGGCGGCAAGGGAGCGCCUUUGCUUUCGGGUCCCAGCUUCGCUCCGAGCAGGUGUCUCAAGAGCCCAAGUUAGAAAACCAAUGGAUAGAAAUAGGAGAGCAAACAAUGAAGGAGCUUGUUGAUUUAUUUUUUUCCCCCAGAAGAAAGUAACCAUUCUUAACCCACCCGGGGACCUUGCAGGCUGCGCCAGGAAUGAGGUGCCUGCGGUUGGCUCCCAACCAAGGGCUUCCCCGCCACUUUUAUUUGAUUUGUGCUCAAAAAUGACCGAGGAUUAGAUUCCAAAAAUAUUUCUUCUCCCCCGCCUUUCCCUGUCAGCUACAGCUGGCCCUUUAUAUAGCUGCUUUGUGCCUGGGUGAAGGGAGAGCAAGCAGUCCCACCCCGAGCUCUCACCUUUGGUCCUUUAAGAGAUGCAGCUGUUACUCCACGUCCCUCCUUACAGGUGUUGCCCACUUUCCAAACAGGCUGCUGGUUCAAAUCCUUCCCCCUUCUCUCCCCUUUGCUAAUACACCUCUCUCGCUGCUAAACAAAUACCAAAGAUUUCAGGUCAUAACUCCCCCCGUCCACCCCACUCCCGGGUCUCCCCGAAGUGACAAACCCCUAGAGGCAGGAGCGGGGCUUUGGCGGCGUUUCUUCUGCAGGCUGCGUGCUGCUGAAAAUAUUAUUAAACAGCUUCACCCUGGAAGAAUUUGCCAAGAAAACAAGGCAGGAGAAAUGAGCUGCAUAGAGGUUGCCAGGAAAUGCAAGCAGAGGCUGUUCAUUCCCAGCCCCGUCCUCACGCAGGCAUCGUGGUCGUAGGCCAAGGUGGGAACAUCCCAUCUCUGCUGGCUCCUUGGAUCUGAGCUCACCGGCUUUGAACCUUUUCCCUCCAUACAUUGCCCCUGCAACUCAGUGUGUGGAAAUAUUAGCCAGGGAAUAAGGAGCUGGAAUGCAUCUGCAUUCACGCCCUGAGCCUAGCCUGCCUGCUAGAGAAUAUUAAAGGCCUUAUUAAAGAGCCUAUUGACCUGGCCCCACACUAAACACUGUUUAUCUCCAUCAGGCAGAACCAGCUUUUUUUUUUUUCUCAUUUUAUUUUAUUGGGUGCUUGAAAGGCGCUGUGUUUGGGGCUGGAAGUCUGAGCGGCUAUUUGUUUUUCUAGGCUGCGAGCGUGUGCUCCCUGCCAGCUCCUCCUCAGCCGCCGGAGGAAGUCGGGGCCGAUUCUAGGCCACCGUGAUGGGUCCCCUGUUCACGGAGCUGCUUCUUGGGCAGGGGGUGCUGAGCUGAGGUCUAAGGAGCGUGCAGCUUGUCUCGUCCGCGUUAGCAUUGGAAUUGAAGGUGUUGCCCUUAUUAAAACAUGCUACGGUGUUAGCUCCAAAUGCUGCCCUGCCAAAUACAGUAUAGCCCCAGGAUGAAGUGCCGUGUCGCGGUUAUACCGGGAGUUUUGGCUGUCAGGGGUUUAUUUCGUUGGCAGGCGGUAUGACCCUGGGCACUUUUCUGUCUCCCGUUGCACUGGGGACGAUGCUAAUUCCUCCCAGGAAUGGAUUGUGAGGUUCAGCUUGCAUUUUUAAACAGCCCAUUGUAGCAGGCUGUCGAUGUGCAUGGUGCUGUAUUAAAUUGGUAGGGCUGUCGCAGGAGAUGCUGUUAACACAUUGACUUGUCUUUGUUGACUUCAGUAAAACUCCCUUGAUUUAUACCAGCUGCAGCUUUGGCCCACGAGGGAAUCCUUAUUGCACCCUGAACACCCAUGACCUCCCCCCCCAAUGCCCUAAAUUCAGUUUUUUCCAGUGCAAUUGCCCGGUUAGAGCAAAUAUAAGCCACACUUGGGCUGUGGAGAACCCACCGUUGCAACCUUAAAGCGACCCGCUUUUGCAUGGAUUUCACUCUUUGGUUUAUAUUUUCUUUUGCUUUGGCUUUUUAUUUUAUUUCCCCCCCCCUCAUCAUUAUAAUAAUUAUUAUAAAUAUACUGCAAGCUUGUUUGAAGAGGUGAUACAUGGGUAAAGAAAAAGGCACAUUAUUCACUAGAGAGCUAGGACUUUUAUUUAACCAGAUGAUAGUAUUCGUGCAAAAUCUGGUUCGAUUAGGGUGAUUUUAUUUUAUUUUUUUUUCUUUUCUUUUUGGUGGGACAAUCUUUAAUUUUCUAAAGAUAGCACAAACAUCAGCUUUUCAGCCAGCCACCCACCGCACUGGAGGUUCCUUGCGGCCUUUCUGCGUGUGUUCUCAAUUGGGAUCUACAACAAGAAGAGCUUAAACAGGCUUUUGAAGAUGGUCUUCAAGAAGCUCAUCAGGCCUUUCCUCCCCGUCCAUCCACCUCUAACACCGAGUUCAGGUGGAACCUUAGCAGUGGAGAUCCUAUGGUUGAAAGGCCUUGAAAACUCACAAAUGUUGUAUAUUGAGGAAACACACAGAGGACUUUCCCCCCGUCCCUUCCCUUUGUUCCCGAAAGCCCAGCUAAUUUCUGCACUUUGUCAACUCUUGGACGGUGGGUUGGACUGUGGUCUAUGUCACACCUGCAGGCGUGGACCUUCCAGCUGAAACCUGGAGAAGUCUCCCAGGGGAGAAAAGGUGUACGCUAGGUUGGUUUUUGUCUGAAAGGCCAAGGAAGAUUCACGAUCGGAAAAAGAAAUUGGCCCUUGCCUCACCCCUGGAGUCCUCCAACAAACUGUAAGGUCUGGUCUCCAAUAUAUUUCUUUGCAACAGCCCACUUGAAUAACUGUUGAGAGUAUACUCAAUCAUCCCGUCCGCCGACUCCGGCUGCUCAUCUCUCCUCUUGCUGCCACCACCCAUCAGUGCAUUGAAACCGUCGGGGACAGCUUUGGGACAUGCAGCAGCACAGCCUUCUACCCGGAGUCCGCUGUGGUUGUCAAGCCAUCUCUCUCCCUAAUGAGCAAAAGGAACUUUUUGUGUUUGCAAUCAGAAGAUGAGCAAAGGCUCAUCCAUUGGGGUCUUUAUCAUCAGAGCAGGACCAAAGGAACCAACCCUCCCUCUCUCCCGGUCAACACUUGGGCUCUCUGUGUGUGGACAAUCCUGAAACGGUGGUGGCAGCACUGGGAUUGAGGAUGGGGACACGUGACCUUGUAGCCUGUGGACUCACAGUUGGCCCCGCCAAUCCCCAGCAGUGGCUAAUUAGCUGAUGAUGUCCCCAUCAGUGACUAGAGUGCAUGAUCUAUUUUAAGUUGAUACAUAUGUGCGUGUGUAUACAUGUAUGUACUGUAGAUAUAUACACUGUAUAAAUACCUUCACUCACAUAUACAUAUAUUAUAACCAUAGCAAUUACAGACUUUUUGUGCUUUUGUUUUGUUCAAAUUGAUUCUAUUUUUUUUUCCUAUUUUGUUUUGGGUUUUUUUUCCCCCCCUCAUACCUUUUUGCUUCAUGUAAGCGAGUACGCUGUACCAGAGCCCCUUCCAUGUCGGCAAGUGCUGAAUGAUUUUUACAACUCGAGAUAGAGGAAAUGCAUCUAUUUUAAGAUGCCCUUUUUCUUUUUUCUUUUUUUUUUCUUUUUCUUUUUCUUUUUUUUUUUUUUGGAGCAGCAGAUGGUUUGAAUAAAAUAGCUUUAGCAGUUCCCAACACUUAGCGAUGGAUGCCUUAGCUAUGGGACACAUAGCUAAAAUAAAAUUCAGCAAGAAUUACAAAAAUAAUAAAAAAGAGAAAAGAAAAAAAAAGAAAAGAUAAGGAAAAAUAUCUAAAGCAUCAAUAAAGUUAAAAAAAAAAUCUAUUUUUGUACAAAUGUAAUUUUAUCCCUUCCAUAUUCUUGGAGAUUUUUCUUUUUUUGGAUUGUUUUGUUUCUUCUUCUAUAGAGAGUGUUAUAAACCGUCUCUCUCUGUAAAUGCUUGACCACAGGGACAGACACCUGGAGGAGAGGGAGAAUGUUUUGACUGCGUUUUAAAGGCUUUAUAUGAAAUCUCUUUGGAAAUAUUUCUUUUUUUUUUUUUUUUUUUGGAAUGAACUUUUAAUUUUUUCCUCCCACAUCUGAAAUCUUCUUUUAUGGGGUGGGGGGAGGUCUUUUGUCAUGUCUCUCUGGCGUUCCCGCAAGUCUGUUUUACUGUGAAAUCACUACCGUAUGUUAUUUGUUCACUUAAAAAAAAAAAUAUUGCUGCUGGAAGCGCCAGUAUUUUGAUGAACAAUUGUAUUAGAAUUGUAAAAAAAAAAAAAAAAAAAAAAAAAAAAAGUGAAAGAGAGAGAGAGAAAAUAGGGGGAAAAAAAGAAAAAUAUAUGAGCAUUUUAAAAUAUAAUCCAGUUCAAGUCCUCUUUUGUUCUGAAUGGGUGAUCUGUGACUUGUUCGCUAAGGAGGUGCCUGUCCCCGCCGAAGUCAGAGUCAACAUUUCCAAGCUUCCUGAGCCUCGGGGUUGGGACAAACUGGUGAGAUCCUUACAAACAUCUUUCCUCGCUUGUACGGGUACUGAAUCAUUGUGCAGAGCUCCACCCUGUGGGCAAUUCGACUCCUAUUAGAAAUGGCUUCAAUAUUUUCUCCUAUUUGGGUGACUCACGAGCUGCUGGCUCGGAGGCCGUGACUCCAUAGCCCUGGUGAGUUAAUGUGACUAUUGGAUUGACUCUGUUGCUGGACGCGGGGAGAAAACUCACUUGAAUAGCCAGCCUCUGUUGCAUCACGGCGGUCAGGGAGCUGCUGUGCCCUGCGCCCCUGUGCAUACUCCACCUCGGAGGGAUAACACACGAUGUUUAGGUGCCUCCCGCCUUGCAAUUCUCUUGGUGCAGGACAUAAGGCAUGGGUUUGUGUAAUGUCCUGCAGCGCAUCAUUGUGAGGGCUCCAAACGCGUUGGCUUUGGGUGGAGGAAGACAAAAGACUCUUCCCCAUCUGCUACAGCUGAGUCAGCUGGAUCUCUCGAGUGCAGUCACAUGGAAAGUCCUGGCCUUAGAUGCAGUGCACAGCUUACUGUGCUACAUGCCAGAGCGAGAUCACAGGGUCCAUCCACCCUACAGACCUUGUUGAUGUUGCCUUAGCUAACAUCUGCACUGCACGGGCACCCUCUUCUCCCCUUAGAGCAGAGGACACAUCAGGGCACCUCCAUGAGACAGCUCAGGCUGCAGAAGAGCUCUCAGAGGGGGAUCACAACUGAGCACAUCUGAAUGUGUCCUAGGGCUUGGUGCCAGUGUUGAGAGCCCAGCUGAUAGUGCAAGAGCUCUGGGUGUGGACCAGACCAGCAAGGGACUGAUCCAAAGCCAAGCAAAGUCCACCGCCAAAGGCAGUGCAGGUGUGUGAGGUCCUCCCGAUAAGCACUGCAUUCACUGUAAGCAUUAAGAAGCUGGGACAGUCUGUUCCUUUAAAACUAUUUUCUGUUCUGGUGUCAAAUGUGUGCUGCUUAAGUGGGAACAUUGCUGGAUGGGAAUGUGGCACUCAUCUCUAAUGCAGCACGUGUGUUAACAGAAGCUGUUAGCAGUAGCCUCGGAUCCAAGCUGAGCUUUCUGCCUGGAACAAACAAGAUUGAACUUGUGCUUGGGUUUAGGGCGGAGAUCAAUUUUCUCUGACAGCUACAGGAUAGAUAAAAUAAGGGAGAACAGGAAAGAGCUUCAAUUGAGUUAGUGCUGAUCUGUGUGUAUGUCUGUGUGCGUGCACGCGUGGAGGGGGUUCAAACUUUUUUUUGUGUUAUUAUAUAAAAGGCCAUUCUGCUUGGAAAAGGGGCACUGCUCAACUUCAACUCAACGGAGUUAGCAGUCCUGUAUUCACCACUACAAGGCUUUAGGAAAACGGCCUGCCGCAACAGUCCAUACCACUGGAGCCUGUGGCAAUAUUACUUCUCAUCUUAAAGUUAUGAGGUUAUUAAUGGGGAGAUGUGUAGUAAUUCAUGGCAAGAAGAUGAAAAAGCUAAAAAUGGGCCCAAAGGAGCUUUGGAAGUGACUCGAGGCUGCAGUUGCAGCCACACGGACGAGAGUGGAAACGCUCCUGUCUCAUACCCAUAUCAUGAGACCAGCAUUAACGCCAGGAGAUGGGGUCCAGAGGGCAGGUCGGUUGGUGAGGUUUAGUUUCUGUUUCAGCUUUGACAACCAAAAACCUUGUGAGCUGUUCUUGGGAAAGGUGGUUGUGUCAGGUGUGGCUGGUUUCGGUCACCUGGAACAGGGGAAUUCUGGAGAGAGCAGAGACUGGGGUGAGAUUUUGGCCACGUGGGGCUGUCCCUGGAAGGUGCUGGCUGCACCCGAACUGGAAAUGAAAAGGAGGUUCUGAGUUGGGAUCAGCGCCGGUUUGCACCAUAGGCCGUGUCCAGAUGUGCGUGUUGGUGCACAACUAGUGUUGGUGCACCUUGUGCCGCUGCUAGUUGUCCCCAGUGAAUGCCUGGCCACGUGCAAGCUACCCUCGGUGGGGUGGGGGACCCCAGCAGCCUUACCUGGGGCUCUGGGGGCCUCCCGGGGCUGCAGCAGUGGCGAUCCUGCCACGCUCAGCCUGUCCGGUAGCAGAGCGCAGCUGUGGUCGCCCAGGCUCUGGCUUUGGGCGGUGCAUGCUGCUGUCGCAUGCACCCCUCCGCUUUUUUUCCCAUGGUUUUCUUUGAUCUAGCAGGGGUAAAAGAAACCCUCCACACUGCUGCUUUGCAGCAUGGAGGACAAUGCAACGUGCGGUAAUGUAGACGUGCCUGCGGCGCCACACACCGCACGGCCACGCUCGUCUGGACGUGGCCAUAGUGUGCUAGGGCCGGUGUAAGGAAAUGCACCUUCAGGUUGGUCCCCAUCGCUAAGACCAUGUCAAAGAGGCUGGAGAGCUACGUGGGACUUGUCCUGUGCCACGGGGAUGCUGCAUAACAAGAGUCCUGGCCUUUCUACCACCUGAAUCCCACCGGUGUCGGAGGUGCCCAGGCCACGUACGGGGCCUCCCUGUCUGGCGGGAAUUCACCCAGUCGGUAUCUCAGGUGUGGCACAGAGGCUGUUGAAUUGACAAAUUUCCUGGCUCCCAUCUCAGAGGCUGGUUAUUUGCCUUGUUAACCUCCCGGCAGCAGUUUGUGUUUGGAGAGUAAAUAUUUAUGUCCCCUUCCCGUACGUCUUGCCUCUCCCAGGGUGGAGCGGGGAGGGUGAUAUUUAACAUGAUGCUUGCUCUUUGCCUACGACACAGGGCAAUGUCUGGAUUACAGCUGUUCGCUGGUUUUUAAAAAGCAUUUCCUUUUUAAAAAUAAAAUGCAAUUCUCGAAAGAAAGAAAGAAAGAAAGAAAGAAACCCACCCACCCACCCAGACCGGGCCAUUGCUGCUUUCUCUCUUUCUUUCUUCCCACAAUUCACAGCUUGUUGGCGAUCAACACCACAUGUGAUGCAAUCUUGAUUGUGAAGUUGCUCUAUUUUUUCCAUCUCUCCUCUCUUCUAUUUUUUUCCCUUUCCCCAGUGCCGAGCGGGGAGGGUUUGUGUUCACUUUUCUGCUUUCUCACAGCCUUGGCAUAUGGCGAGAGCAAGCGGUGUCGGAGCUUGGAAAAUCCAUUGGCAUUUCUCCGGUUUCUGCAGGGAUCAAAGCGCCUGGUUUGAAUUUCUCUCGAUUUGUUGGUAUCAGUUGAUUAUUGUUUCAUGUAAUAAAAUCUGUUGCAUAAU